AUGAAAAGAAAGAGACCCUCUAGCAGCAUGAAUAAUAGAGCCCAAGUCAGGAUCAAGAAUCAUAUUGUGGGAGCAAAUAAGAAUAUUCAGCUCAUGUUUACUAACCAGAAAUUAAUUCAGCCUAUGUUCUCCUUGCUGCAUAAAAAGAAGAAUAAAUAAUAGGAUGAGAACAUUGAUGGAAAGAUGAUCUAAUCCUUCAUAUAAACCUAAUAUCUACUUGGAUGAUCCUUAUCAUCAAUCCUCAUUCGAAUCAACUAGCAAGAGAAUGGGCAGAACAACUUAUAGCGCUUGUGAGCAAACUAGAAACAAGAUUGAAAAAUUAGAAGAAGGCAAUAUUAAAUUAUUAAUGCACAAUCUUGAGUAUGAUUUCAGAGAGUCAAAACAUCGUCUCAAGAAUGUUUUUAACAAUAAUUCCAAUCAAUGAAUCAUUAAGAAUAACGAACCUCUGGCCAUCGAUGUUCUUGAAGACCUAAAUUGUGUAUAUAAAAUUGAAUCCAAAGAUCAACUUGCUCCCUUAAAAAUAAGCAUGGUCUUUAACAAAGAUGACACUUUAUGUUUUACAAGAGAGAAGCUUCCCAAAGCAAGGGAUAUCAAAGUCCAAGUUUUCUUGACUGAUGAGCUGAAGCCGAUAUAUAAGCCAAACAUGGUCUUAAAAUAACAAAAUGGCCUUUGUCAUUGAUCCUCUUUUAGAAACAUCACAGAAAUUUGAAACAGAUUUGUUUUUGAUUUUCUCAUCUGUCUUUGGGUGCUCCAUCACAGUGAGGGCUAAAUUCCCUGAUGACAACAACACAAUUAUUCCUCGAUAUAAAACAAACUACACUGAAGAUAGAAGACUUGACCAUGAGGAAUUUGCUGAUCUUCUAUUCAGCAACCAACCACACAAAUAUGACAGACUUAUCAAGGAAAUAGACACUGGAACAGAGAUUUCGUUCGUUUUCAAAUAAGAUCAAGUACCAACAGAUGCUCAAGAGUGGGAUUAUCCAGAAAGACGGGACGUCAUUCUUAGAGAAGAACAAACAAAGUGUUUCUCUGAAAAAGACCCAGGCUAGUAAAGCAACUCUCAAGUCCCUCAAAAGAGCCAAAUCAUGACUUCAGAAAAAGAGGAAAAUGGAAAGACAGAACAGAAUAAAGAAAAUCUUCUUGGCUAAAAAGUGGGAAAUUAUUAAAGAGAAGAGAAUGCUCAUGAAAAGGAAAGAGCAAAUCUUGAUAAACCAUCAAAGAGCAGCUAUCUAUAUUCUGAAACUCAGUUAUCUCCAUAAAUAUAUCAAGAAGUUACAUAAGGAUUAUGACCAGAGAAAAUUUGAGGUUGCCAAACAAGGGGUCAUAUUUUCUUCAGCAGUUAAAAUAUUUAUGGUCAUAAAGCGCUACUUCAAAAAGCGUCAUCCUGAUGUGGAAGAAAGAACUAAGUUACAGCUCAGAAAUUCAAUUAAGUUUGGUAACAUAAUUUUUGGAGAUACUAUUGUGGCAAGAUCUCAAGAGAUAAUCCAAGACCAUCUCAGCAAAACAAGUGUAUUUCACAACUUCACUAGACAAUCAAUGAUUUUCACUGGGGCUGUUAGGAUAAUUCAGAAGGAAUACAAAUAAAAGAUAUAGCAUCCAUGUUGAGAGGAUUAGGAUACUUACAGACAACUGGAAAGGAGAGAUCGAACGUCAAAUAAAAUACAAAACAAAGACACUUAGUAAAAAGAAUAAGAACACUAAAAGAACUAGAAGAGAAAUCAAGGCUCUAAAUACGAUCCCAGAGGAGUUUAGGAACAUUGUCAUCAAGAAGUACUAUCAGCUGGCACUCAUCAAGCAUAAGCUCAGAAUUAGAGAAACAGAGAAUUAUUUAAUCCAACAUUACGAAGAGAACAUCACUCAAUAUGACAAUGAAGGGCUUAUUAAAGAGAUUGAAGAUCUUAAAAGGAAGUUAUUUGGCAAGCCUGAAAUGACAGUUCUUGAGAUCGACUUCAAAAUAGACCCAUCCCCAAAGAAAUCUAAGCCAAAGCAUACAGUUGGCUUUGGAGCCACCACGGAGAGUAUAUUUACUCCAGAUACCAGAGUCCCAAGAUCGAAAAAGGUGACUAAAUUAUUCUCUAAAAAUCUGGAUGAGAUAGAAAAAUUUUCAGAUGACAAAUCAGUUCCCCUAUAUUACCCUGAUUUUGAAUAUCUUCCAUCAAACAAAGAGUUGCUUUUCUUAAUCGAGAAAGCAAGAGAUAUGAAAGAUCUAGAAGAUGUUGAUAAAUCCAAGGAAGUCAAUAGGAAGUCGAAGUUUGCAACAAGAAAUAUGAUGAGAGUUGACCACAGAUCAACUAGCUCAAUGAGUCAUUAUUCAUAA
Messenger RNA from Moneuplotes crassus, 2317 nucleotides. The record is from the annotation of a GenBank genome assembly. NCBI's taxonomy places the organism in Eukaryota, Ciliophora, Spirotrichea, Euplotida, Euplotidae.